UAGCAACGGGAAAGCGGGAGCGCCGCACGACCGGCUGGUGUUGCCUAGCACUUGGGGUCGGCAACUUGGGCGGGGUUAGGGCUGCACGGGGCGGGGCUCCGUCCUGUUCGGGAAACCACUCUCCGCGCCUACAAGCCUCUUUGUGAUCCGUGCCUCGCACAUGCGCAGUGCGACCGGGGGCUGGGCGCGGGGUGACGGUGGCGGCCAUGUCGCUGCAGGAGGAUCCGGUGCAGCGCGAGAUCCACCAGGACUGGGCUAAUCGCGAGUACAUCGAAGUGAUCACUAGUUCCAUCAAGAAGAUCGCGGACUUCCUCAACUCCUUCGACAUGUCCUGCCGCUCCCGACUCGCCACCCUCAACGAGAAGCUGACAGCGCUGGAGCGACGGAUCGAGUACAUCGAGGCCAGGGUAACAAAGGGCGAAACUCUCACCUAACUGCUGAAGGCUGGUGGGGAGCUGACCUGGAGAAGAUUGUGCGGCUGUGCCAGAGUUGACUGUCGGGCUUUGAUUUCUUCAUUACUUCUUAUUGGUGACAGGACUUCAGCUUGUUUCUGCCCCCUGCAAUGCAGUAUCUCUGCCUUCAGUGCAUGGCUCCAGAGGAAAUUGAUAAAAUGCAAAUGAGCAUGUUGAAUUCAGUGAUUUGGUACAGACCGAUUCAUGCAGCUGUCAAAUACUCCUGUGCCACUUAACCUCUCUCUCGUUCCCAGCUGUGCAUGUAGAACUACAUUUUGCAGCUACAGAAUCUCUCUGACUAAAGGUCGCUUUGUGGAAAGAAAACUUCUCUUGGGAGCUGACCGGCUGAGGAAGUGGGUGUCCCUGCUGUUCGUGGGACACUGCUCUGGUGGUUUCAGUUCCUUUAGCAAACACUGCAACUUGUAUCUCUUAGCAGAAAUGUCAGUAUAUCCAUCCUUCCAGUCUGCGAGCAGAGCAGUAGAUGUGCAGUGUGUGUGUGGCAGGGGGAGGCAGAGGAAUAGGUCAUGUGGCAAGAUAAACUCUUCGGGCAGGGUGGGUUUCAGAGUUUUCUGUGUCUUUUGUAUUUUGUAGUGUCACAUGGGGGUGUCUUUCAUUUGUGUUUCAACAAUAAACUGCCUCUGCUGAUGGGGUCUGUCUGAGCUGA
Messenger RNA from Caretta caretta (loggerhead turtle), 1116 nucleotides. RefSeq names its product putative protein BRICK1. Gene Ontology annotation, molecular function: protein-containing complex binding. Gene Ontology annotation, biological process: actin filament organization; regulation of actin polymerization or depolymerization; cell motility. The record is from RefSeq and is a predicted model, not a curated record. NCBI's taxonomy places the organism in Eukaryota, Metazoa, Chordata, Testudines, Cheloniidae. Gene Ontology annotation, cellular component: SCAR complex.